CCUGAAUCCAUGGAAGAUUCACGUCAGCAAGGAGUGGGUGACGGACCCAAAGCGACCACCGAACUCGGGCUGCUUGCCUCCAUGACCUACGCUCCGUCGUUCAUUGCUCUUCUGCCGUAACUAAUCCGACGCGGCGAAAGUAUCUUAAGACUCUCUGUUACUUCGAGCAUACUCUGGGAAAACAUGCUUCCCCGCCCCCCCUUGCUAGGACAAGCGUCGUGCUCACACUACUGGUCAGGGCGUGUUCCGCGCGUAAGUUUGAUUGCGGGCUCUGCGACUCAGAAAGUUCUCAUAACGAUCUGAAAGGGUUGGGUAGGGUUUUGUGUGACACCCAACGCAGCGUUAUCACUCGAUUCCUCCCGCAACCCAGCUACUCGCCUCUGCCAUAGCGUCGGGCAGUGGACUCCAGCCAUGCAGACACGCCGGGUAAGUUCGCCUGGCAUCUCGGCAUCCGCGGUGCACGUGGCUCGACUCCGCUGGACUUGCGACUGCGCGACUUAGCGAGGUAGUACGGGGUGGCGCGACAUCCCCAGUGAGGGUGAUGGCAUCGCAUUCGUUUCUUUGUGCCCAACUGCCUCUCGCGUGCCGCCCCCGUGCCACUGUCAUACAAACUCGUCUGCAUGGGCCUGGUCUUUGAACCUGGCAUUGGACCAUGCAAACAUCGCCGAUCCCUUGUGCCUGACCGUGGUAGAUGGCAAGGACGUCGACCAAUGACCGAGCCACGCUCCUCCACACCGUGCUACACUCCUCCUAGGUUCCUUACCAAUGUCGCUCCGCAACGUAGGGUGCUCUCCCAUUCUUAGGGCCCUUCCUCACCCUGGUAUCAAAGGGCCCCUCUGCUCAAAGAGCUAGUACCUCUGUCAUCCUCUCAUCCCACCUUCUCGAAGCCUUGCUUCCAAAAUAUUGUUCUUCUAUCCGCGUUCUCCUUCACGUGCUUCAGUGCAUAGACUUCAAAAAGAGCAUGCUUGAGAGAACUCCCAUGUAUUCAGUCGCCCCUCUCUUACCUACCCUUGUUAUCACCAUGCAGCAGGAGUCGCACAGAGGGUUAGAGCGGCGUCUGCCGCUGCUUGGCAGCCUUGCAUACCUUCUUGUGCUCAGAGGUGUUGUGUCGGUGCGAUUACAUUUAGACGAUGUUGGUAGUAUCCAGGAGCUGGCAAGAAGGUGGAACAACUUUGAGGGCAGCGAGAUAUGGGGGCUGCGCUACGUGGACUGCAUGGCGAUGGAGGGAAUAUUAUGCGACAAAGAUGGCUUCGUCACUGACAUAGUUCUGCAGCAGAAGGGCUUCUAUGCACCGAUACCCACGAUGAUUAGCAAGCUGCAGCACCUCAGACACCUGUCACUUAUGUUCUGCACUCUCACAGGCACCAUUCCUGAUUCUCUCUUCAAUCUUACCUCGCUUUCAGUUCUCGAUGUAGUCGGAAACUUCAUCACGGGGACUGUUCCUGUAGGCAUCAGCCGCUUGGUCAACUUGAGAGUGCUUGGUCUUGGCCUCAACCAGCUAUCUGGUCCACUCGACCCACUCUCCAACCUGCCGCAGCUCAUUUUUCUACAUCUCGACCAGAACCUCUUCAACGGCUCUAUUUCCUCAGAGCUUGGCAAACUCACCACCCUUCGUUUCUUGAGCCUUAAAGAAAACGAGUUUUCUGCCAGCAUCCCCUCUUCCUUGGGCAACUUGGCAUCGUUGAAUGAAUUGACUCUAAGUGUCAACCAGCUCAGUGGCACCAUACCCGACUCCCUCAGUGGCCUGCACAGCCUCACCAACCUCAACCUGCACACGAAUCAGCUGACAGGAGCCAUCCCUGAGUCGCUUGGAGCUCUCUCGGCUCUCAAGUUUCUGGAGCUGCAGUACAAUCGAUUGAAUGGCUCGAUUCCAGCAACUCUGUCAUCGCUGCAGCAGCUUGAAUGGCUAAUGAUUUCUGGCAACCUUCUCUCGGGUAGCAUACCUGCCGCGCUGGGCGAUAUUCCUCUUUUGAAGUACAUGUGGCUGGCAUUAAAUCAGUUGUCAGGGUCCAUUCCUACGGCCAUUGGGAAGCUCGCCAACCUGGUUAACUUAGACAUGUGGAACAAUCAGCUGUGCGGAACCAUCCCCACCACCCUCCACAACCUCUCCAAGGUCCAAUAUCUAGCACUGUCAUACAACCAGCUCUCAGGCCCUGUGGAGCCCAUCAUACGAGGCAUGAGGAGCGUCACUGACCUAUAUUUGCAGAAGAACCAGUUUUCAGGCCGUCUGCCCAUUCCGGCGCCAGCAGGCAUGAAGAACUAUGUAGUGGCCAAUAACUUCUUCUCACACGGGCAGGUCAAGUUCAGCAAUUGCUCUGCUGUCAAGUGGAACACCUACUCGAACUGCCUUUCCAAAUACCUGGGCAUUUGCCGCCUUGCUUACGCCCAAAAGUCUGCCGCAGAGUGCGCUGCAUUUUGUGGGCUGGAGGUUGGUGCCACUGGCCCAGUGUGUGGGGGGCAUGGCUACUGCUUGGUGAAUCCAUCCACAGGAGCAAGCGAGUGCGUGUGCGAUCCCAACUACAUGCUCAGCAGCAGCAACAGCAACGCCUGUGUUCCUGGAGCUGCCGAGACCUUCCUGGUGUCUGCCUCAGCCUAUGUUUCGCUUCGGGGCUCUGCCUCUGUACUUUCCAACGGCUCCAUUUUGCUCACAAAUGGCGCUGCCAACCAGCAGGGUGCAGCGUUUGGCUCACCUGCCAUGCGCCUCUUCUACUUCCCCGACAAGCGGUCACGCUGCGGAACGGAGCUGGGCUUCCUUGCUGCCUUCAGCUUUGCCAUGAGUCCCGGGGGCCAGGGGGAGGGAGGGGAGGGGCUUGCGUUUGUGGUGGCAGCAGGUGCUUCUGAAAAGGGGGCGAGUGUGGGGCUGGGAGGGGUGGGGCGGCGGAGUAUGGGAGUGGAGUUUGACUCGGUGCUGAGUGUGAAGCACAGCGACCCCAACGACAACCACGUGGGCGUCAAUGUGGGCGGCUCACCUGUGUCCCUCGCCUCUGCCACGGCCCCUCUCAUCCUCAACGACGCCCAAACCAAGCACGCCUGGAUCCACUACGACCCCACCAGCGGCGGCACUCUCCAAGUCUUCCUCUCCUCCGACCCCGUGCAGCCCCUCACCCCCACCCUCACAGCCAGCGUGUCUCUCUGCUCCGUUCUCAAACCCACUGCAUCCGACUCUCUCUUCCUCUUCGGCUUUCUUGCCCUCUCUAGCACUGCGCCUCAGAGACUUGGCAUACUGUCAUGGAACUUCACAGGUGUUUCGCCUGUAGGGUGAUAGUAUUGCACAUAAAGGGUAGGCAGUUUUCUAUCAACAAAUUUAAAAUUUCUUGGCAGUGAAGUGGCGCCUUCAGAGGCGGCGGUGUACGUAGGUGAAUAUUGGUGGAUAUUACAAGGGUGUUGCGGUAUAACAAUAUAUUGUAUAGCGGAACAGUUAGUGUGGAUAUAUUUUUAUAUCCCGUAUUCCCCCGUAUAUAACACCCGCCGGAAUAGUCACUCCGUGGGUGGUUUAUGCGGGGCAGAGCUUAUGAUAGGGUGAAUUUAGGAGAGCACCCGCUUUUCGGGGGCUGCAUUUUACAUAACACCCUCCUCGUUUUAUGCAGCAAAGAUUGGUA
Molecule: messenger RNA, 3599 nt
Organism: Closterium sp. NIES-67
Lineage: Eukaryota; Viridiplantae; Streptophyta; Zygnematophyceae; Desmidiales; Closteriaceae
Source: the annotation of a GenBank genome assembly